UGUAGCAUGAGCUUCUUCUUCCUCUUCGAGCUUCUCUGUCUAAAUCGAAUCCUGUGUCCUCCUGAUUCCACUUGCUAUCGAGAAUUCUUAAGAAUCUCGUAACUAUAACAAUGGAUUCGUAUUUCGUCGGAGUUUUGGACAGUGACGAGCCACACUUUCUAGAAUCUUGCUCUCUUUGCCGUAAAACCCUUUCUCUCAACUCCGACAUUUUCAUGUACAGAGGGGACAUGGCAUUCUGUAGCCAAGAGUGUAGGCAAGAACAGAUAGAGUCUGAUGAAACAAAAUCCAAGAGGUGGAGAAAAACGUCAUCCUCCAGAUCAUCAUCUCUCCGGAAAUCGUCCGAUUCGAAAGAUUCCGCCGCCGGCAAAACCGUACGGACAAAGACUCUUGUCAUGGCUUAGUUAUUUACAUCUUCAUCUGACCUUUGUAAAUUGGAUGUGGAGGUUAAUAAACAAAGAGAGGAAGGUAGAAAACGGAGAAGCCAAAGUAAAAUUACUGGUUGUGA
Molecule: messenger RNA, 505 nt
Organism: Arabidopsis arenosa
Lineage: Eukaryota; Viridiplantae; Streptophyta; Magnoliopsida; Brassicales; Brassicaceae
Source: the annotation of a GenBank genome assembly